AUGGAGAAACUUCAAACUGACGACAUGCGCAACAUGCUUGAUGCCGUCGACGAUCUUCGCUCAGUGGGCAUCAACGAUAUCAUUCCACUGCCUCAGAUCGUCGUGUGCGGUGAUCAAUCAUCCGGCAAGAGCUCACUCUUGGAAGCCUUGACAGGCAUACCAUUUCCUCGCGAUGCUGGCCUCUGCACUCGCUUCGCUACCCAGUUCGUCCUUCGUCACGCCAAGAAGGUUUCCAUCUCCGUCAGCAUCAUACCUGGUACGAAUCGCACCUCUGAAGAAGAUCGCAAGCGCUUGGAGGACUUUGGCCAGGGAAAGACCUUCGAGCCAACCAAGCUAGCAGAGCUUGUCAACGAGGCCACUCAAGUUAUGGGCCUUCCGCCUCUCUCUGCAAACCCGAACGACCGUCGUGCAUUCUCUUACGACGUGCUCAGCAUCGCAAUCUCUGGGCCUGAUCGCCCUUCAAUCACACUGGUUGACACGCCUGGUCUCAUCAAGUCCAAAGGAAAGUUUCAAUCUGCUGAGGACAUCAAGACAAUCGAGAAGCUGGUCAAGUCAUACAUUGAUCAAGACAGCACCAUCCUCCUCGCUGUCCUUUCUGCUACGUAUGGUCACGAACUCCAGCAGAUACCUUCGAUGAUCAAUAAGGCUGCCGUCCGUACACUCGGUGUCAUUACCAAACCUGAUGGCCCUGGAUCAGACAGUGCACUAGAGUCGGCAUACAUGGAUUUGGCUAGAAAUCAGGAGAUGCCUCUGGGUCACGGCUGGCAUGUGGUCAAGAACAGAUCAGAAAAGGAGAUGCACUUCUCUGCAUCGGAACGCGACCAAGCUGAAGACACAUUCUUCUCUGGAAGCAAGUGGAAGGACUUGGGCUACAACAACAUCGGAGUUCCCGCCCUCAAGGAACGUCUUGCUACCCUGCUCUACAAACACGUUCAGUCCGCCAUACCUCAUCUCCAGAAGAGCUUGAACGAGAAAUUAGAGGAAGUGACCAACAAGCUUGACGAACUUGGUCCAGGUAGAGGCACAGUCUUGGAGCAUCGCGGCCUUCUUGUCGACAUCGCUUCCAAGUUCCAACGUCUCGUUGAUGUCGCCGUCGAUGGCAACUACAAGAAAGACCCGUUCUUUGGCAUGUCCCCACGCAAGCAAUCAGCUGAAAUCGACACCGAUGGUCGUCGCCUCAGGGCUCAUGUACAGGAAGCCCACGGUCAAUUCUCAGUGGCAAUCCGUCGUCAUGGAUCCAGAUUCAACAUCACUCAGACUCCCAGCGAAUGGGAUAUGAACGACAACGACCUGCUUGGUCCUGCCACUUUGAUUUGGCCUUACAAUGGUUACGCAUCAAACCAGACAAAGCGGACUUACGAAGAGUACAUCGCUCAUGUUCACUCAGUCGAGCAACGCUUCCGCGGAGUCCAGCUGUCUGGUGUAUUCAAUCCUGAUAUUGUUGAUGAGCUUUUCCAUGAGCAGUCAGCCCGUUGGUCAGGUCUUGCCAAGGGUCAUAUCUCUAACUUCAAUGAGCAGUGUUUCAAGUUCAUUGGAAAGAUCCUCUCGCAAAUCGCUCCUCGAGACAUAGCCGUAAGACUUGUCGAGAAUGUUCGUCUCAAGCUCGCUCAGCAUAAGAAGGAAGCUCUGCUGGCACUUGAGAGAUUCCUUCUGGUCGAACGCGGUGUGCUCAUGACCUACGACCCGGAGUUUACUGCUACAAUCGAAAGAAUCCGCGCUAAACGUCUGGAGCGCAAGGCUGAUGAAGGCGCCAAGCGUCCUGUUGUUGAACCGCCUGUUGCGUCUGGCAACUUUGGCGGCUCCCCAGCUCGUGUCACGAAGGUUCCAAAGCUUGACAUCAAAAUUCCAAUCAAGGUCGAUGGCUUGGCUGCGGAGGAUGCCCUUACCGUCAGCUGGGUGUACUAUCGCAGUCAGCGUGAGCACUUCGUUGCCUACUUGACCAAACACAUCAUCGAGCCGUGCAUGGUUGAAGCUCUGUCCAAAGCCAUGUCACCCAAGGAGCUCGGAAGCAUGACUGAUGAAGAGACCUACUUGCUGGCUACUGAAGACGAGCAACUGGUUGAAGAGCGCAAGUCUCUCAUCCGUAAGAAGGAGAUACUGGAGCAGGGCAAGGCCAAGUUCGACAUGGCUCUGAAGAAGAAGUGAAGUUAUGGGCUGAGGGCUACGGUAUUAUGGUAUGGUUUUCCACAAAUCUCAGGCUGUGCUAGAAGCGCGUGAC
Aureobasidium pullulans EXF-150 is the source of this 2218-nucleotide messenger RNA. RefSeq lists its product as uncharacterized. Gene Ontology annotation, molecular function: GTPase activity; microtubule binding; GTP binding. The transcript has 3 exons. The record is from RefSeq and is a predicted model, not a curated record. Gene Ontology annotation, cellular component: cytoplasm; membrane; microtubule. NCBI's taxonomy places the organism in Eukaryota, Fungi, Ascomycota, Dothideomycetes, Dothideales, Saccotheciaceae. The coding region runs from base 1 to 2145 and encodes 714 amino acids.